AUGACGCAGUCUGCUCUCCUUAACCAUGAAGUGUAUCUUAUCGACCGGCUUGACAACCAAUCCCGCGAGCGCAUGAGGCAUCUCAGAUGUCUCUGCUUCGUCCGCCCUUCUCCAGACUCUAUACAAUUUCUCAUUGACGAGCUACGAGCGCCCAAAUACGGAGAAUACUAUAUCUAUUUCAGCAAUAUUGUUCGCAAGUCAUCAUUGGAAAGGCUGGCAGAGGCGGACGAUCAUGAGGUUGUGAAAUCAGUACAAGAGCAUUUUGCCGAUUUUCUGGUGGUUAACCCGGAUCUAUGCCAUCUCAAUGUCGGUUUCCCUGGACAGCGGAUCUGGAGCCACUCCCCUGACCUCUGGAAUUCAGAUGCCCUGCAGCGGACCACUGAAGGUGUAAUUGCGCUAUUAUUGUCCUUGAAGAAGACUCCCUUGAUACGAUAUGAGAAAAACAGUCUGAUGGCGAAGAAACUUGCCACGGAAGUUAGGUACCAACUUACGCAGGAAGAUCAACUAUUCAAUUUCAGGAAGCCAGAUACACCCCCGAUUUUACUUAUCCUUGAUCGCCGAGAUGAUCCCAUAACCCCUCUAUUGACCCAAUGGACAUACCAGGCUAUGGUACAUGAAUUACUGGGAAUUACCAAUGGUCGAGUUGAUCUUAGUGAGGUCCCAGAUAUUCGUCCAGAACUAAAAGAGAUUGUUAUUGCUCAGGACCAAGAUCCCUUCUUUAAAAAGAAUAUGUAUCAGAAUUUUGGUGACCUUGGUGGUAAUAUUAAGGAAUACGUCGAACAGUACCAGUCCAGGACAAAAACCAAUAUGAACAUUGAAUCUAUCUCUGAUAUGAAACGGUUUGUUGAGGAUUAUCCGGAGUUUCGAAAGCUUUCUGGGAACGUGAGCAAGCAUGUGGCCCUUGUAGGGGAGUUGAGUAGGAAUAUCGGGGAACAUGACUUAUUAAAUGUCAGCGAGCUAGAACAAAGCUUAGCUUGCAACGAUAAUCAUGCAAAUGAUCUCAAGUCCCUCCAAAGAUUUAUCCAGUCCCCUACCGUAACUGUGGAGAAUAAAUUGCGUCUUGUUGCUCUUUACGCCAUUCGUUACGAAAAGCAACCUUCAAAUACACUUCCAGUUCUUCUUGAUCUCCUCACCGCCGCCGGAAAUGUACCUCUGCAUAAAAUUAACAUUAUCCCUAAGCUCUUAGCAUACCACAAUUCCUUGCAAGCGCCGCCAGUUGCUGGUGGGUUCUCAGACCUAUUCGAGUCAGCCUCCUUCUUAACCGGGGCUCGUGAUCGAUUCAAGGGGCUGAAGGGUGUAGAAAACGUAUAUACCCAGCAUUCUCCACGCUUAGAGGCUACUCUUCAAAACCUGAUAAAGGGCAGACUAAAGGAGCUUCAGUACCCUUUCCUCGAAGGUGGUGGGCACACCCGGGACAAACCACAAGAUAUAAUAAUCUUUAUGGUCGGAGGAGUGACCUAUGAAGAAGCAAAGAUGGUUGCCCAAGUCAACGCUAGCUCUCCUGGAAUUCGGGUAGUCCUUGGUGGGACUUGCAUUCACAACAGCACCACUUUCUUAGACGAAGUGGAAGAUGCUGUAGGCAACUGGCCUGAGCCUCCACCAACAACAGCGGCGGGGCGAUUACGAGCUGAAAUUAACCGAUAA
Molecule: messenger RNA, 1644 nt
Organism: Trichophyton rubrum CBS 118892
Lineage: Eukaryota; Fungi; Ascomycota; Eurotiomycetes; Onygenales; Arthrodermataceae
Exons: 2
Coding region: 1-1644 (547 amino acids)
Biological process (GO): intracellular protein transport; vesicle-mediated transport
Cellular component (GO): Golgi membrane
Source: RefSeq, a predicted model, not a curated record